AUGAAGAUAAUCAUCAUAGGCGCAGGCCUAGCCGGUCUGACAGCCGCGUACCGCCUCGCCCAAUCCGACCACAAAGUCCAAGUCCUCGAGCGCCACAAGACACUAACCCCCCGAGGUGGGGAGAUGAACGUCCGGCCCUCAGCGACCCGCAUCAUCCUGCAGUCAUGGAAGGAGGGCGACAACAUUCCCUCCUCCCUUGCCAAAGCCCUCUCCGCGGCCGCAACGCCCACCCCACAUGCCCUCCUCCGCGACGCCACCACCGGCCGCGUGCGCAUGCGUAACAUUGCCGUGGACGCCAGCGACAGCCCGGAUUGGGGCAUCACGCGACAGGACGCGGUGCAUGCACUGUACGAGGCUGCUAUAAAAGCAGGGGCGGAGGUGCGGUUUGGAGUGGUGGUUUCGGGUACUGACGAGGGGCAGGACAAGAGGUUCGAGAAAGAGCUGACGGCGGACUUAGUGCUGGCUGCAGAUGGGAUUCGGUCUGCAACUAGGCGUGCUGUGCUGGCGGAUCUAGGGUGUGAGACGGAGCCUGUCAUCAGCCGGACCACGCUGUACGGUGUGCAUGUCGACGACGCGGCGCUGGCGUUGCGGGCUGGUACGUCGCGACUGACAGACCAGGAGAAUAUCAAUGUGUGGACAAAGGGGAGGAGUAGCAACAGCAGCAGUGGUGAGGGUGGCUUUGUAGUAACCCGCCACAACACAAAACGAAACUCGGUAGGCCUCCUCUUCGGCAUCGACACUGCCGAGACCGACCAGCGCAGCCUGUGGGACGAACAAGGCGACAUCGACCUCGUCCGCCACUCCUUCCGCGGCGCAUGUACCGAGCUCGUCCAGGCCCUGGAUGCGGCGACGUCGUGUGACAGGUGGCGGCUGGCCGAGCUGCCUGACCUCCCACGGUGGACGAGCAAGGGAGGGCGGGUGUUGCUUCUGGGGGACUCGGCGCACGCGAUGCACCCGAAUGCUGCGCAGGGGUUCUCUCUGAUCAUUGAGGAUAUUGCCGUGCUGGACUUCUUAUUGCGGCUGCUUGGGGGCCGCGGGGCCGAACAAGACGACGGCGUCGUCUCACAGGUCGCGAGGUGGUGGCAGGAGAUCAGGAGGCCGCGGGUCGAAAGGAUCAAAGCGUAUGCACGCUGGAACACGGCCAUGUUCUCGGGCGGCUUGCCGAUCCCUGAACAGGAUGUCGAGAGGCGGGCUGUCAAGAGUCUUAGGGAUGUUGUGCCCAAUCGGGAUGCCAGUUUCCACUCGUCUGCUUUCUUAAAGUGGGCUUUGGAUUAUGAUGCGAUUGCUGAGGUAAGAAGACCUAUCUGUUGCCAUUGA
This is a messenger RNA of Cryphonectria parasitica EP155, 1317 nucleotides long. RefSeq names its product FAD/NAD(P)-binding domain-containing protein. The transcript has 2 exons. The record is from RefSeq and is a predicted model, not a curated record. NCBI's taxonomy places the organism in Eukaryota, Fungi, Ascomycota, Sordariomycetes, Diaporthales, Cryphonectriaceae. The coding region runs from base 1 to 1317 and encodes 438 amino acids. Gene Ontology annotation, molecular function: FAD binding; monooxygenase activity.